CGAGAACCCGAACAUCGGAGUCUUAUCCGACGGUAACCAGUCCGUCCCGCGGCCGCUUAAAGUCAUCGUAAAAAACCUCGGCUGCCAGCUUCAGCCUCAGCUACAAUCAUUACGUUGCAUCUAUCCGCCUGCUGGCAGUCUCGAGAGAGAAAAAGGAAGACAAAACAGGCCGCAGUGCAGAUACCUCUCUGAGCAGAAAUACACCAACAUGAUUCCGAUUGCCAGACACUCCGUCCUAAGGGCCUCCCGAUCACGGCUCUACCCGUCACGGCAGCUCAAUCAGUCCCCGCUUUCUGCACUGUCGCGCCUCCUCUCGACUCUGGCCGUUCUCGAACAACGAGAUGGGAAGCUCCAGCAUUCAUCGCUCGCUGCUAUUGCGGCAGCUCAGAAACUAGGGGGUCCCGUUGCGGCUUUCGUGGCGGGAAGCGGUGUUAAGGGCACUUCUGCUGCGGAGGCGGCGAAAGUUAAGGGUCUUGACAAGGUUGUCGCUGUGGAUAAUGAUGCCUACGAAAAGGGCUUGCCGGAGAACUAUGCUCCCCUUCUCGUGGAGAACAUCAAAAACGGCGGAUAUACGCAUGUCAUCGCCGCACACUCUGCCUUUGGAAAGGGACUGUUGCCUCGUGUAGCUGCUUUGUUGGACGUGCAACAGCUUUCUGACGUUACUGAGAUCCAGAGCGAGGAUACUUUUGUCCGCCCAAUAUACGCCGGAAAUGCAAUCCUUACUGUCCAGUCAACCGAUCCGAUCAAGGUUCUCACCGUGCGAGGCACCGCAUUCCAGGGCACCGAGACGGAGGGAGGAUCCGCUGAAAUCGUUGAUGGAACAGACCCCAACGUCCCCAGUCCAACUGAAUGGGUUUCUGAAGACCUGGCCAAGUCCGAACGCCCCGACCUAGGCUCCGCAUCCCGCGUUGUGUCCGGUGGCCGUGGAUUGAAGUCGAAGGAGGACUUCGACAGAAUUAUCACCCCGCUGGCGGACGUUCUGGGAGCCGCCAUCGGUGCAUCCCGUGCUGCCGUCGACAGCGGAUUCGCUGACAACAGUCUCCAGGUUGGACAGACUGGCAAGAACGUCGCUCCGCAGCUUUACCUGGCUGCCGGAAUUUCCGGUGCCAUUCAGCAUUUGGCGGGUAUGAAGGAUAGCAAGGUCAUUGCAGCCAUCAACAAGGACCCCGAUGCACCGAUAUUCCAGGUUGCUGAUGUGGGAUUGGUUGGUGACCUGUUCGAAAAGGUGCCCGAGUUGACCGAGAAGUUGAAGAACCAGACAUAGUCUAAAGCCAUUUGUUAUUGUUCUUGGUUAUUUCGUCUUGCUGCUGGCUCUUUUCUUCUUGUAUAGUGGUUUCCUGAUUGGUGUCGGUCAUGAUCUGUUGCGCUUCUCCUUAGUUAUUAAUUGGAAAGAUUCAUGCCAAACUGUAUACCACGAGUGAUAAAAAUUGCUAUAUCAUGAAGGUCGAUGCUAGCACGAAGGGGAUCAGCCAGCAAUAUCUAGUAGAGACAGCUUGAGGCAUUUCUUCCUCCAGCAUGUAUUAGGGCUUCAUUACGAGUUGUUAUAUGAACGGUGCUAUUUAUGUACUACAAUGCACGGAGAAU
This is a messenger RNA of Monascus purpureus, 1584 nucleotides long. The record is from the annotation of a GenBank genome assembly. NCBI's taxonomy places the organism in Eukaryota, Fungi, Ascomycota, Eurotiomycetes, Eurotiales, Aspergillaceae.